CCGCUACAAUAUUGUAGUUUAAUAUUAAAAACGAAACUCAUUAGGGGGAGACGCUGCCAUAAAACGCAUUAAAAUAACUUAGGAUCUAAACUUUAAAAAAAAUACUUCAGGAAUUGCGUAUUGAUUAGCACUAAAAUUCAAUUUUCACAUACGAUUUUGUUUCUGACGUACCGUAUGAUUCAAGUUCCAAAGUGAAUUCAAUAGGGUAUCUGCUGAGCAGAGCCGGCGUGGAUGCACCACUGUCAGAUAGUUUCAGCAAAACCACUAGUUAGUUUGACGGGCAGGAGCGUGGUUCUUCUUUAUCGUUUUUUUUUACAUCUGAAGCAAAACAGGAAUCAUGAUGUCCCCAUGCCAAGAGAACAACACCUUCGGGUUGGAGCAACACCUCUGUCGAGUCCUCUCUCCUGAUGAACAAAGAUCUUGAUGUCUUGAACAACUGCUGAUUUCGUACAACAGACCAGUCAGUGGGGAGUCCUAAGUGAGCUGACUGACUGGUGCAUUGACCAGGUUCCCCAACCUGUGCUGUGCUGUGCUGUGGGGGCCAGUGCCCUGUGCAUGGUGACUGAACAGGGUCCCAUCGAACACCUGUGGAAUGGCCUAUGAUGACAUGUGGCAUAUUGGGUUUAGAGACCAGUGAACAGGCACAUGUCUGCAGGGGCUCUAUGAAGUGAAAAGGACAAAAUCCUACUAGACAGCAACCUGGAGCACAGUGACAAGUCAGGACUUUUCUGCUGAAGAGGAAGCUCUCAGAGAAGACCUCAGGUACUACUUCAUGAGCCCCUGUGAAAAGUACAGGAUGCGGCGCAAGGUUCCUUGGAAACUAGGGGUACAGAUUUUGAAAAUCAUCAUGGUUACCACUCAGCUUGUUCUCUUUGGGCUGAACAACCAACUUGUCAUCUCCUACAAGGAGGAAAAUAGCAUGACCUUCAAGAACCUUUUUCUGAAGGGGUACACAGGGACCGAUGAGGAUGACUACAGCCGUGCAGUUUACUCUCAGCAGGAUGUUUAUGAUUGUGUAUUUUUUGCGAUUGAUCAGUAUGCCCUGCUGAAGAACCUGUCAGUGGGCCCUGUGAGUUAUGCACAGGACGACAGUGAAGUGUCGCCUUUAGUCAUUUGUAAACAACAUUACAGGAGAGGGAGUGUUCACUCUUCAUACGAGUCUAAUGAUAUUGACCCUGAAACAGAAACUGUUUGUUUGACAUUGGACAUCAAAACUAUAGAAGAUAAGGAAUGGAAAAUGGCCAAUGCCUCUUUCUUUAACCUCGACUUUUACAGGCUUGUUAAUCUGAGAAUCAGCUUUCGACUAAAUGGAAUCAACCUCCAAACAAUACGAUCUCAUGAAUUGCCAGACUGUUAUGAAUUCUUUAUAACGAUAACGUUUGAUAACCAAGGUCACAGUGGAAAAAUGAAAGUCUAUUUUGAUAGUGAGGCUAUUAGCAUUGCAUGCAAAAAUUGUAAGAAUAUAGGAACAGUUCAGAAAAACAAGCGUUAUCUACUUGUAUUUGAUGUCUUUGUCAUUGUGACCUGUUUGACAUCAGCAGUGCUUUGCACACGAUCGAUUGUACUUGCAAUUAAAUUACUUCAGAGGUUUGCUCGGUUUUUGCACGUGAACUACAAGCACAAGGUGUGUGAGGCAGACAACCAGGAGUUCCUAAACAUCUGGUAUGUCAUGGUCAUUGUCAGCGAUGCCAUGGCAAUUGUUGGGUCCAUACUGAAGAUGGAAAUACAGGCCAAGAGCCUUACAAGCUAUGAUGUCUGCAGUAUCUUUCUAGGAACUUCAACAUUGCUGGUCUGGGUGGGAGUGAUCAGAUACUUGGGAUACUUUCAAAAGUAUAAUGUCCUUAUUUUAACAAUGAGGGCAGCCUUUCCAAAAGUCCUGCGAUUCUGUUGCUGUGCAGGAAUGAUAUAUUUGGGGUAUACAUUCUGUGGAUGGAUUGUUCUUGGUCCUUAUCAUGAAAAGUUUGAGGGUCUGAGUCGAGUUGCCGAGUGCCUGUUUUCACUGGUUAACGGAGAUGACAUGUUCGCCACCUUCGCCCAGUUCCAGGAGAAGAGCACUCUGGUUUGGCUGUUCAGCCGGGUUUAUCUCUACUCCUUCAUCUCCCUCUUCAUCUACAUGGUGCUCAGCCUCUUCAUCGCCCUCAUCACUGACUCUUAUGAAACCAUUAAGAAUUACCAGGAGAAUGGUUUCCCCAUGACAGACCUCCAGAGGUUCCUGAAGAGAUACAGGGACUUCCCCUCCUCUGAGAGCUGCAAAGAGCAGGAGGCCAAGUGCUCCUUUGUGUGCUGUUGCAACAGGAUUAACAGCUUCUGUAUGAAUCAGGAGACAGCCAUGAGACAUUGUACCUUUACAUUUCUGUUGUCAUGAGGGAAGACAACAACCAAGGUCUCCUCACAUCUUCUGCUCUGACUAGCAAUUCUCCACGAUGUCUCUUCCUGUAGAAAAUUAGAAAUACCUCUCAUUGUAAACCCCUCUCUGUCCUGCAUUUGUCUUUCUUUUUACCACUCCACCAUCUCUCUGGCAACUUUGCAACUCCCACUUGAUCUCUGUCUGGGGUCCUAAUGUCCUCAUCCUGCAGCCAGGGGACAACUCUCAGCCAAGCUGGUUAAACAAGAGUUUAAUUCACAUUCCUGUCGCAUUUUCUUCUGGAAGAUGUUAUUCCUCAUGCCAUACGGUAUAAUGGGUAUUAUUAAUAGAUGUCUAGUUAGGAUAAUUAAUUUAUUACUUAGAAUGGGAGUAGCACACACAGAUUGGAAUUCUGCAGAUGUCAACUAAUUUAUAUAAAAUGGGAAAACUGAAGAAAAUGUAUACCCUAAUUAGUCUUACUUCUAUUGCUGAUAAAGUUUUGGAAAAGAAAGCUAGAAAUAACUUGAAUGCUAAAAAAAUAAGACUAUACUAGUACAAUCUGAAAUAUCUCUAUAUCAGCUUUUUUAACAUUCAUCUUUUAAACUGUAGUCUUAAUCUACACAAGUAGUAGUUUUGAUGAGUACUUUAAAAAUCUAUUUCACUGUUUAGUUUUUAAUUUGUAGUAUAAUUAAUCCAAGAAGAAAUUUCAAUUUGUUUCAGAUCUUCCAUUUUUUGUAAAAAAAAAUUGUAAUUUUUUUUUCUUUUUCAAUGGUAUUUACCAGACUGCAGAUAAACUGUCACACCUGAUUCAAACUGUACUUAAAAAGUGGUGAAACGGAAAUGAAAGCAGGAAAGACUCUGAACAUUAAAUAUUUAAACAUUUUGAUUAAUCUGUCAGUUCUAAUUUAUACUUUGUUACAUU
Molecule: messenger RNA, 3266 nt
Organism: Lepisosteus oculatus (spotted gar)
Lineage: Eukaryota; Metazoa; Chordata; Actinopteri; Semionotiformes; Lepisosteidae
Source: RefSeq, a predicted model, not a curated record